ACCCUAUUCUUACUGACCUGCGAACCAUUUUUCGUGCGGACUUGUGAAAAUGGAAGCCGAAUCAAAUUUCUCUCAAAUUGCACCUCCGAUCUUCAACGAAGAAAAUUAUGAUCUUUGGGCUGUCAAAAUGGAGGCUUACCUAGAGGCUUUGGAUCUUUGGGAAGCUAUAGAAGAGGAUUACGAAGUUCUUCCGCUGCCGGAUAAUCCCACCGUUGCCCAGAUCAGAAGCCACAAGGAGAGAAAAAUACGAAAGGCAAAAGCAAAGUCAUGCCUUUUUGCAGGUGUUUCUCAAACAAUCUUUACAAGAGUCAUGGCUCUCAAAUCGGCAAAAUCAAUAUGGGAUUAUUUGAAGGAGGAGUAUGCUGGAGAUGAAAGAAUUCGAAGCAUGCAGGUACUUAAUUUAAUGCGGGAAUUUGAGUUGCAAAGGAUGAAAGAAUCCGAGACAAUCAAGGAAUACUCUGACAAAUUGUUAGGUAUUGCCAACAAGGUGAGGUUGUUGGGCAGCGAUUUUGCAGAUUCCAGAAUUGUCAAGAAAAUUCUGGUGACGGUGCCGGAGAGGUACGAAGCAUCUAUAGCUUCGUUGGAGAACACAAAAGAUUUGUCUAAAAUCACUUUGGCUGAAGUGUUACAUGCCUUGCAAGCCCAAGAGCAGCGAAGAUUGACGAGACAAAAUCAUGUUGUAGAAGGUGCUUGGCCAAGCAUCACGAAGUUGAACAGAGCAAAAAGAAACAUUUCAAGAAGAAUCAAGCAUCAAGCAAUCAAAGUCCAACAAGAAACCAAAUGA
Cajanus cajan (pigeon pea) is the source of this 784-nucleotide messenger RNA. NCBI's taxonomy places the organism in Eukaryota, Viridiplantae, Streptophyta, Magnoliopsida, Fabales, Fabaceae. The record is from RefSeq and is a predicted model, not a curated record.